AACUAUGAGAACAACUCAGAUCUGAUCUGACACUCGUCGUGUGCACUCAAACACUGUGUUUCUAACCAGAGUAUUGCUCUCUUUCCUUAAAAAACCUGCAAAAAUAUAUACAAACCGUCAAAAAAGUGUAUUUCAACUUAUUUUGCAAUUUUGAUGAUCGGCUAAAAAUUUGAUACUAAAAAUCAACUUUUAUCGCAUCAUAUUCUUCCAUUCAGUCAUCAUUGUCCCCAUCGUCGACAUCAUUACCAGAGUUUUACAACAAUUAUUAUUUAAGGCCUGUUUUUCUCAUUCACUCUCUAAUGUUUAGCAUUGAUAGUCAUAUAAAAUACUAGUUAUUGGUCUCAUAGUGUUUGGUUGUCUUUCAAGUAAUACCUAAACAUUGGUAUCACUCGUAUCUGUGGAGAGCUGUGUUCGUAGAGUGCAUUCAUCGCGAGCUCCGUCUGUGUUAUGGCAACGCCAGUGUCUGUUUGAGUCAGGCAUUGGUUGCAUUGGUAUCACGUGUCGGUGGAUUGGGUUGUCUUAAUCAUAUUGGUUGGUAUAAUGCGCUAUUAAAGUGUGCCGGAGGUUUCCUGGAGAGCAUAGCAGUAUCGGCCAUAAUUCAUCAAAAUUGCGUGGAAUAUUGGGAACAAUUACCAAACAAAUCAUUCAAGAGAGCAGAUGAGCUCAUAUCAGUUCGUCAAUUCUCUUACCUCGUGCUACGGACAGCCCGGUGUCCGGUCGGCCGUCGCACCCGAGGCCGCACAGACUCCACAAGACUAUUACACACCACAAGCAGUCUAUAAUAACUGCUACGCGAGUGCGGCCAACAGUGCUGUUUCGGGCGCCACUCAGCCCACAUCACCCGCCUAUUCGGCAUAUCUGCAGAAUGGCGACCAUCACAGCAGUCAUCAUCACUCGAGUCAUCCACACGUCUCCUCACAUCACAGAGAACUUCAUCCCUAUUCGAGCAAUUCGUGUUCCCAAUCGGCCUCUCAGGCCGUAGUCCAGUCUCGGCUCAGUCAUCAUGGCUCGGCUCAGCCUAUUCUACCCUCUCGAACACCAACCUCUCCAUCGAGUUGUAAGUACGCCAUUGAUUCCGCCUCAUCGCCUCAAGAUCUCAGCACAUCCAGUGGUGGUGCCGGCCAAUCACCCGAACCCAGAGCCACACCACCGCAAGGCUCACAACGAGGGUCGACCGGAUCGGCACAGAAUAUAUCGCAACCUAACAGUGGAAACACCGCUCAAAAUAAUUCACAAGGAAAUGGAGCCAAUGGAGGCAAGAACGGCACUUACGGCUCAUCAAAUCCACCACAUAUUUAUCCCUGGAUGAGGAAAGUCCACGUCGGCCAAAACGGUGUGAACGCAAUGGGAGAGACCAAAAGGCAGAGGACAUCGUAUACAAGAUAUCAAACACUAGAGUUGGAGAAAGAGUUUCAUUUCAAUCGGUAUCUCACGAGAAGACGUCGCAUAGAAAUCGCCCAUUCGUUAUGUCUGAGCGAAAGACAAAUCAAGAUAUGGUUUCAAAAUAGACGGAUGAAGUGGAAGAAAGAGCAUAAAAUGCAAAGUGUAGUUCCGCCACAAUUACCUCAAAUGUUAGGUCCAGUCGACCAUCAUUUGCAUCAUCUUCACGAAACUAAAGCGUGAAGAGCAUCAAAAAACACUACCACUUAAAUCACAAAUAUAUAAAUUU
Molecule: messenger RNA, 1669 nt
Organism: Oppia nitens
Lineage: Eukaryota; Metazoa; Arthropoda; Arachnida; Sarcoptiformes; Oppiidae
Product: homeobox protein Hox-C5-like
Exons: 4
Coding region: 658-1623 (321 amino acids)
Biological process (GO): anterior/posterior pattern specification; regulation of transcription by RNA polymerase II
Cellular component (GO): nucleus
Molecular function (GO): RNA polymerase II cis-regulatory region sequence-specific DNA binding; DNA-binding transcription factor activity, RNA polymerase II-specific
Source: RefSeq, a predicted model, not a curated record